Ustilaginoidea virens is the source of this 867-nucleotide messenger RNA. RefSeq lists its product as uncharacterized. Lineage: Eukaryota; Fungi; Ascomycota; Sordariomycetes; Hypocreales; Clavicipitaceae. The transcript has a single exon. The record is from RefSeq and is a predicted model, not a curated record. Bases 1 to 867 code for a protein of 288 amino acids.
AUGACCGACCUUCUUCCCCCGACAAUUGGGGUCCCCGGCGAUAUAAGCCUCCGGACAAACACCCCAGCGGGACUUCUGACCACUGUCUGUACAUGGGAGGUCCGUCGGUCAGGGGCCCGGGCGUUUUUCUUCAGCAAAGUCCCAAGUUUAGAACAAGCACUGCCACCACUGCCACCACCCGAAGUAAAAAGAAUCGAUUCGAUUGAUACCAACCGCGAUGACCACCCCAUCCCGGGCCAGGCAGUCAACCCUCAGCCCGACCGUUUCCCUUUUGGGUCGCAGCAGACAACGUGUUUCUGUUUCGCGGCUCGCCUCGCCAAGGGAGCUCCAUUCCUCGGCCCAACGUCGUCUUUCGUGUUUGUGGCGGGCAACAACAACAACAACAACAGCAACAACAACAACAACAACAACAACAACAACGCCAAGUGGAAUACCUCCGUACAGCCAGCAGCUCAAACUACCUGGUCUCGUACCUUGGGUAGUACGGAGUGCAAUCCUGGGACCUGGAAGCCAUCGUCAAGCACCUGCAAUGUCCAAGACAAAGGCACCUCCGUGCUCAUAUUCCGAUUCGCCUCGCACGGCAUGCCUUCCCCCCCCAAUGGCUGCUCUGCGCAGAGACAAGCUGCAGCGAACCAAGCCAAGCCGGGUCAUUUUGUACGAAACGCCCGCUUGUGCUUACCCCAACCCAACCCAAUGCCAAUCUGCGCUUGCUUAUUAGUGUUCACGUUCCGGGUCCUGCCCCGUCCUUGCGCGAGUUUGUCGCCGCCUCUGCAGCGCGCUGAGUCUCGUCUUUGCCUGGCUCGUCAGAGACUCGAAGCAGCAUAUCCAGAUGGUUGGAAUUUUGCUCCAGUUCUUUGGCCUUUAUAG